GAAAAAAAAUGAAUCAUUUCACUUCCAACUAGACGAAACCAAAGAUGGAUGCUUUGACCGUGAAUUGGAAUGCUUUGAGAGAAGCAUACGAGCCUUUGAGGGUUCCCAUUCUAAUUGGAACUCUUCUAGUCAUAGUUGUCUCGUUAUUUAAGGAUGAUAAAAGUAAGAUUUUCACGAGUAAUGGACUGACUCUGGGAGGGAAUGAAAAGAAAGACAGAAUAGUUAAGCCGGUGAUUAAACCAGUUCCAGAUAGCUUUGAUUGGAAAACUGCUGAUCCAUUAAAAUCGUAUCCUUUUAAAGAAGGACUUUACAAAUUGACUAUGGGUAUUAAGAAUUUAGACCCACAAGAUUAUUUGUUAGUUGAACCAGUUCAUGCCGAAAGACUUCAAUUGAAACAGAAACUUAUGUCUAAUAGCCAUCCUGAUUAUCCUCAAGGAAAGGACAUUAGAAAAGAAACGGUUUUUUAUAAGCCAGAAGCGGAAAUGGCAGUUAAAGAAUACUAUGAUUUUGUUCUUGACUAUAUGUGUACCAAAUACCCAAAGCUUUAUGUUAAGAUUGGUAAUAACCAGGUAUUGAAUAAAACCAUAGAUGAGGUUAUUCCUGCUCACACCGAUGAUAAAACUCCGGGUGAAGAUUAUGUUGUACAUUUAUCCAAGGUGAUCGAUGAAGAUUAUAUUAUACUUCAAAAAGACCCAAGUCGUAGCGGAGAGAAAGAUGGUGACGAAUACUUUUUCAAAGCAGGUAUAUUUACUUUUGCUGCAGGGUUUGCUCCUUCCGAAAGAUUUGAUACUCCAUUGUCUUAUAUUCAUCACCCAAUACCUGGGUAUGAAGAUAAAUUGAAACCAACCAUGAAUCGUUUCUUUGAUAAGCUUUUGCCUUUCAGAUUUGUCACCCGUUCCAAUUUCUCUGUCCAAACUCAUAACAAGUUUUAUGUUGAUGAUUCUAAUAAGGGCCAUAAUCUUUCCGCUGAUUAUGAGCAAAAACCUUUGGAUUAUGAUUCUUUAGAUUUUGAAAAAGAUGUUCACUAUAGAUCCGAAAGGCAAGUAUUAACCAAAUUGCCUAAAUCAGGAGCAGUAGUUUUCACAAUUAGAACAUACUUAAUCCCAAUGGCUCAAAUUAAAAAAGAACCAAAGGAAGUACGUGAACGUUUUAUUGGUGCCAUCAAUGGUUUACAAGGUGACAUUAGUGCUUACAAGAGGUCAAAAGAGUGGGGCCCUCCUGUUAUAAAAUACUUAUCAGAUGAUUGAUAAGCUUAUCAUAGAGCUCUUUCUAUUUCUCGAAAUCCUUUCAGCUCAUUUUAAUAUCUUGCAUAUCUCUAAUUUCUGUUAAUAGUCAUUGAUUUCACAUUAAAAUCAUUAUACAUUAUAUAUAUAUAUCCAUAAAGGUAAGAUCUUAUAGUUUUUCCACCUCUUCCU
Molecule: messenger RNA, 1415 nt
Organism: Hyphopichia burtonii NRRL Y-1933
Lineage: Eukaryota; Fungi; Ascomycota; Pichiomycetes; Serinales; Debaryomycetaceae
Gene: HRQ2
Product: Hrq2p
Exons: 1
Coding region: 45-1247 (400 amino acids)
Source: RefSeq, a predicted model, not a curated record